Messenger RNA from Cladophialophora bantiana CBS 173.52, 651 nucleotides. RefSeq lists its product as uncharacterized. The record is from RefSeq and is a predicted model, not a curated record. The transcript has a single exon. Lineage: Eukaryota; Fungi; Ascomycota; Eurotiomycetes; Chaetothyriales; Herpotrichiellaceae. Bases 1 to 651 code for a protein of 216 amino acids.
AUGAGCGGCAUGAAACCCCUACUAUCCUGCGGCAUAGCCCAGACACGUCUGCUCAGAACGAAUGUCCUUAGCCCGUGUCAGUCCCGGCUACGCUGGCUGCACCAAUCCCGACAUGCACCCUCGCAACAACGCAGUCUCCCUCGCAUAGCUCAAACUUCUAUAUGGGACUCGAUCAUUCCCAAAGCAUUUCGGAACAGGCCCCUGAGUCUCGAGAGAACUGUGCAAACGAAACCCACGAACCCGGCAACAUACUUCAUUUGGAUCUAUAUUCUGAUCGGCUCUCAAGCCAUUCGAAUCAUGGGCGUCAAGAACGAAUUCAUGUCUUUCUCUCGCAGAGCAGAUAUCAAGAUAGAAAAGCUGAGAGAGGUUGUUACAAGGCUCCAGAACGGCGAAGAAGUGGAUGUAGAGAAGAUCCUGGGCACUGGAGAUGAAAAACAAGAGCGGGAAUGGGAAGAAGUGUUGGAGGAAUUGCAAAGGGAGGAUAGAGUAUGGCAAAGCAGCAAGAAAAAGAGCCGCGAAGUAAAGGAACGCCAGGCCAAGGAGGAACGAGAUGCCAACCCAGUCAACGACAUUCAGGACAAAGCUCUGGCGGUCGAUCUAUCACCACCAUCGCCCAACCUUGCCGUUCCACGGAGUCCUGGAUUUUACUGA